Molecule: messenger RNA, 2265 nt
Organism: Gongylonema pulchrum
Lineage: Eukaryota; Metazoa; Nematoda; Chromadorea; Rhabditida; Gongylonematidae
Source: the annotation of a GenBank genome assembly
GUUGAAACAAUAAGUAACAUCACCGCAGCAACAAUACCAGAAACAGCAGAAACCGGCACUCCAGCAACUUCGCUAGCAACAACACACGAAACCGAAACUGCCAAACGACCUAAACCCACAACCGAGGUACCUGGCCAGAAAAUAGCAACAGUUACAGAAAAAACUGUAACAACUGAAAGUACUUCAACAGCUCGAACCGAACCAGUACACAUCCCAAUGGGUCCAGAAGAUUUUGGAUACGGUGGCGGAAUUGCUGAAAUCACCGAGCAUCGUUUUGAGAGCACUACCACUGAAGGUUUACCAACUUCAUCAGCUUUUGGACUAGGUAGUUUAAAAACAGAACCGACAAAAUUAAAGGCUUUUAGCGAAACUCCCACGCCACUGGGCCUAGGAAGUAAACUGGCUGGUGAGGGAACAACUGGAUUAAUAGAAUCAACCGAAGAGCCAUUUACUGGUUCAACUGAAAGUACAGAAACCAGCACGUUUGCCAAAGAAACUACAGCAACUGCUUCUACCGAAUUGUCUGCGAGCAGCACAACUUUAGAAGCAAUUAGUAGAGUCACAAUGAGUACAACUGAAAGUAGCGAAACGACUUCAAUAUCCUCACUGGAAACUGAAGAAACGCCAACAACACUGAUGGAACGUGGAACGGAAAAAAAAGAAGGAUUGAGCUCAACUACUGGAAUUCCAGCCAAAACACUGAAGCAUAAAAAAAUCGUAUCCGAAAAGCCAAAAACCGCAAAGUACACCAAGGGAACAUUACCAACUGAAGUAGCCACCACAACGACAUUAGAGGAAAUUAGCACAGAAAGUACUGUAGCAUCUAAGACAGAACUAUCGAACGCGCCAUCUAGUCCACAAGAUUUCGGUUAUGGCGGUGGAAAAGAAGGAGCAACGGGAUCUCUUCCGGUCACUCAACAGGGAAUCGUCGAGACUUCAACAGCUUUGAUGCUGGAGACAGAAUCCAAAAAGCCACAGUAUACCACCGAAACGACGGCCGAGCCGACUUCAACGGAAGGUACGCCAAAAAUGAGUACCGCAGCUGCAUUGGGAAGAACAGUCCAUUUGGUGGAUGCUGAGCCUAGCUCAUCUGAGUAUCCUUGGCAAUCCAAAACUACAAUGCAUUUGUUUACCACACAUCCAGAAACUGGAUCCGGAUUCUAUGGCACAGGAGUAGAAGAAAGUACCGUCAAGGCUUUGCCUUCAUUGUCUGAGCAAACAACAAUAUUUGAAAAGUCAACAAAAGCUGGAAAAACUGAAGCUACAGGGAAACCCACGAGUCUUGAAGCAACAACGGAAUCCAAAUUGGAAAUGACGACCACAGAAUCUGAACUGAAAAGUACUAGCACUUUGGAAGGGCAAAAACCGACAGACAGACGUCACACGGAAGCAGAAGAAACAACCUUUCCAAAAGAACAACAAGUUUCAAUAACUAGUUCUGGUUACCAAACAACAUCAGCAGAGGAGAAGCAAUUGUACAGCACCGAAUCGACAGCAUUGAGCACACUAAUUUCUAGAACAAGUGUUCAAGCUCAAGCAGGUCGAGAAGAUUUCGGUUAUGGUGGCGGAAAUGAAAUUACAGAAGGUUUGCCAACAACUGUAGUUGAAGCAAGUCCCACUGCUAGUUCAGAAUUACCAUCAAGUACCGAGGAGACCAAUAUCAUCGAAACAUCCGUCAGCUCCGAAUCCCCAUCAUCGACAUAUGUGGAAUACAUGACAACAUCCGAAAUUUCGUCGUUAUCAACAAGCGCAGAACACAAGGCGCCUACUCCAGAAGUGCCCACUGCUUUCGAAUCUUUAGAAUCAUCAUCAACAACAAGCAGUGUGGAAACUACUCAGGAAUUCACGCCAUUUUCGGUAACUCAGGAAUUGACGACUAAACUCGAAGAAGCUACGAGAACUACUACGGAAGGUCAAAAAAAGGAGAUAGAAACCAGUCAAAUAAUUCCUGUCACCAUUCUGACCGGUGCCGAAGAAUUUGGAUAUGGUGGCGGAGCAAUCGAACCAAGCAGUGCUGCAACAGUCACUUCAAAAACGACGCCGAAAGGACGUCGCUUACUCGAGAUCUCCGCAAAACUGAACAAUGCCACGUCCAUAGCGACACAACUGUACCGCUCGUUGUUGUCGUUCACAAGAAUAAUGCAAUGCUUCGUCAUUCAUCGUUGCCAAGUCGACCACGUUGCCGGAAGUAGCAGAGUGGAGGGGAGAGACGGAGAUACGGAGGAGAAACGCGAAUUGGCAAAGCUUCACAAAAACAUUUUGUAG